Molecule: messenger RNA, 1120 nt
Organism: Lindgomyces ingoldianus
Lineage: Eukaryota; Fungi; Ascomycota; Dothideomycetes; Pleosporales; Lindgomycetaceae
Product: Fe-S cluster assembly protein DRE2
Exons: 2
Coding region: 96-1052 (318 amino acids)
Biological process (GO): iron-sulfur cluster assembly
Cellular component (GO): cytoplasm
Molecular function (GO): iron-sulfur cluster binding
Source: RefSeq, a predicted model, not a curated record
UACCACGCUUCUCCGCAGCUUGCUCCUCACCCUCUGCAAGAUUCAUCGUCAAAGAAUCUAGACACCGCCUUUCUCAGCUGUGAGACAACCCCACCAUGACUCCCCGCACACUUCUCCUUGCCCCGCCGUCCAUAUCCGCCCACCCUGAAGUCCUAGACAAGGUGUACGAAAUCCACGACCGCGCACAUGCCGAUCUCCAGAUGCUCGACCGCCUCGCAGUGGGCCUCGUGAAGCUUCCCGCCUCCACGUAUGACGUCGUGCUUCUUUUGACAGAUGCCGAUGGCACAACCAGAGAAAGUCACAAGUUACUAGGAAGGGACGUGAUGACUAAAGUUGUUAGCACUCUGAAGGCCGGUGGGAUUCUGAGAAGCCAAGAUGGCGUCUUUGGCUUGACAAAUUCUUCAGAGAAGACCGAGGCGAUUCUGGCUGGGCUCGUAGAUGGCAACGAUGGCAUGGUGAAGCCAGAGGAAGUCCAGAGCGUGUCUAUACCCUUGAAGUUUGGCAAGAAAAAAACGAAUGGGGUUGCCAAUGGCGUGCGUGGCGCAACAAAUGGCGAUGGAUCGGUACCACUGAACGGAAAGAGGAAAGAGGCCGAGCCUGCGGAGCCUGCGAAGCCGACCGGUGUUGGCUUUGUCGAUUUCAGCGAUGACCUGAAUGACCCCAUUAUCACCGGCGAGGAUGAUGAGCUGAUUGACGAGGACGACUUAAUCACAGAAGAAGAUAUGGCUCGACCCAUCAUCCAGCCGCCCGAGUGCCGGCCCAAAGCUGGAAAGCGACGUCGCGCCUGCAAGGACUGCACCUGUGGUAUGAAGGAGAAAAUCGAAGCCGAAGAUGCCGCCAAGCGAGCCUCAGCCGAUAAAGCCCUUAACACAAUGAAGCUAGGUGCCGACGACCUAGCUGAGGUGGACUUCACAGUUCAAGGCAAGGUCGGUAGCUGUGGAAACUGCGCGCUAGGAGACGCUUUCCGUUGCGAUGGUUGUCCAUAUAUCGGCCUCCCUGCUUUCAAGCCUGGUGAGGAGGUGCGGUUGCUGAAUAAUGAUAUCCAGUUGUGAUGUGUAUUUUGAGGGCAAGUCCUUCAGUCGGCUCUUGCUAGAAUUGGGCAUUAAUGGAGAUAGGAAGG